This is a messenger RNA of Cynocephalus volans (Philippine flying lemur), 2342 nucleotides long. It is a transcript of the gene IL1RAP, whose product is annotated as interleukin 1 receptor accessory protein. Lineage: Eukaryota; Metazoa; Chordata; Mammalia; Dermoptera; Cynocephalidae. The record is from RefSeq and is a predicted model, not a curated record. The transcript has 11 exons. The coding region runs from base 93 to 1802 and encodes 569 amino acids. Gene Ontology annotation, biological process: signal transduction. Gene Ontology annotation, molecular function: interleukin-1 receptor binding; interleukin-1 receptor activity.
CUGUGGCCGGAGGCGCGGUCAGAAGCGGUGCCGAGCGCCCCUGCGCCCAUCCCUGCCGCUUUCGCUGCGCCCGAUUUGCUUCCCAAGAAAGGAUGUCCAGACUUGUGUGGUGCAUGAUGAGUCUCUACUUCUAUGGGAUCCUGCAAAGUGAUGCCUCAGAACGCUGUGAUGACUGGGGACUAGAUACCAUGAGGCAAAUCCAAGUGUUUGAAGAUGAGCCAGCUCGCAUCAAGUGCCCACUCUUUGAACACUUCUUGAAAUAUAACUACAGCAUGGCCCAUUCAGCUGGCCUCACUCUGAUCUGGUAUUGGACUAGGCAGGACCGGGACCUUGAGGAGCCAAUUAACUUCCGCCUCCCUGAGAACCGCAUCAGUAAGGAGAAAGAUGUGCUCUGGUUCCGGCCCACUCUCCUCAACGACACAGGCAACUAUACCUGCAUGUUAAGGAACACCACAUAUUGCAGCAAAGUUGCAUUUCCCCUGGAAGUUGUUCAAAAAGACAGCUGUUUCAAUUCCCCCAUGAAACUCCCAGUACAUAGACUGUAUAUAGAAUAUGGUAUUCAGAAGGUCACUUGUCCAAAUGUAGAUGGAUAUUUUCCUUCCAGUGUCAAACCAACCAUCACUUGGUAUAUGGGCUGUCAUAAAGUACAGAAUUUUAACAAUGUAAUACCUGAAGGCAUUAACUUGAGUUUUCUCAUUGCCUUAAUUUCAAAUAACGGAAAUUACACAUGUGUUGUUACCUAUCCAGAAAAUGGACGUACUUUCCACCUCACCAGGACUCUGACUGUAAAGGUGGUAGGCUCUCCAAAUGAUGCAGCGCCCCCCAACAUCUAUUCACCCAAUGAUCACGUGGUCUAUGAGAAAGAACCUGGAGAGGAGCUACUCAUCCCCUGUAAAGUCUAUUUUAGUUUCCUGAUGGAUUCUCGCAAUGAAGUUUGGUGGACCAUUGAUGGAAAAAAGCCUGAUGACAUCACUGUUGAUGUAACCAUUAAUGAAAGUGUAAGUUAUAGUAGAACAGAAGAUGAAACAAGAAUUCAGAUUUUGAGCAUCAAGAAAGUAACCCCCGAGGACCUCAAGCGCAGUUAUGUCUGUCAUGCUAGAAAUGCCAAAGGGGAAGUUGACAAAGCAGCCAAGGUGAAACAGAAAGCUCCAAUAUACACAGUGGAACUGGCAUGUGGUUUUGGAGCCACAGUCCUGCUGGUGGUGAUUCUCAUUGUUGUUUACCAUGUUUACUGGCUGGAGAUGGUCCUAUUUUACCGGGCUCAUUUUGGAACAGAUGAAACCAUUUUAGAUGGGAAGGAGUAUGAUGUUUAUGUAUCCUAUGCAAGGAAUGCAGAAGAAGAGGAAUUUGUAUUACUGACCCUCCGUGGAGUUUUGGAGAAUGAAUUAGGAUACAAGCUGUGCAUCUUUGACCGAGACAGUCUGCCUGGGGGAAUUAUCACAGAUGAGACCUUGAGCUUCAUUCAGAAAAGCAGACGCCUCCUGGUUGUCCUAAGCCCCAACUACGUGCUCCAGGGAACGCAAGCCCUCUUGGAGCUCAAGGCUGGCCUAGAAAAUAUGGCCUCUCGGGGCAGCAUCAACGUCAUUUUAGUACAGUACAAAGCUGUGAAGGAGACGAAGGUGAAAGAGCUGAAGAGGGCUAAGGCGGUGCUCACGGUCAUUAAAUGGAAAGGGGAGAAAUCCAAGUAUCCACAGGGCAGGUUCUGGAAGCAGCUGCAGGUGGCCAUGCCAGUGAAGAAAAGCCGCAGGUGGUCUAGCAGUGAUGGGCAGGGUCUCUCCUAUUCAUCCUUGAAAAAUGUAUGAAAGGGACAAUGAAAGGGAUAACAAGAACAAAGGUACUCCAAGAAGGAAGAGCUCUCUCCUUCUUCAUUCCCAGUUCGUGGUUUCCUAGGCAGAAAAAAAUUCUGUCUAAUCCUCCCCAUAGGGAAAAAUUCCGAGUGACUGUGUGGCUGGCUAUUCUACUUCUUCAGGCAAUACUAAGGUUUAGAAUGAUAUUAUCAACAGUCUGUCACCAGUCUCUGAUGUCACUAUGUUCUUUGCUGGGAAAGAUCUGGUUGAUGUGGGUUUCCACUUCUGCAUCUUCCAUCCCUGUCCCUAUGUGUCUCUCUCAUUUUUUUAUCUUAACUUAUGGAGUAGUCUUUUCCAUGGAUUUAAAGACUCCUUUAAAAUAAGUCAUCUGUUGACAGGGUCAUUAUGGGUGUCCCAGUAUAAUUUUCUGUUUCUUUUAUUUUUAUUCCUCCAUUAAUAAGAUCAUCAGGGCCUACAUUUAUUUUAGCUGAGGACAGUGAACUCCUUUGCACCUAUGGCUGUACAAUGCACCAUCACAGCAAGAGUGAUACCCAC